AUGUGCACCCCGAUAUCCCCACCUUCAAGUUUCUAUGGGACGCUCGAAGAGCUCCACCUCUUGACCUGCUCCCUCCUCCCUGGCGAGCUCAUCGUCUUCACCGACGACGCCGCGCGCUGGCAAGCCCUCCUCGACGCCUACGAUGAGCCCCUCCUCGACGCUCCGGAUAUGCAACUACCCCCCGCCCGGUUCCACGUGAAGCUGAGCGCGUCCUCCGCCAUCUGGUUCGACGUCGAGCUCCCCCGAGACUACCGCCCCGACCCCGACCCUGACCCCGAGGACGAGGACGCGCCCGGACGCCCAACGGUGCUCGUCAAGGGCGACCACCUCGGCCGCGCAGAGCAGGAGCAGUGGCAGCACGCCGUCGCCGACUCGCUAGAAGCCGUACGCAGCAGCGAGUACCCAGCGUACGACCUCAUCUCCACGCACCUCCUCCCCCGCCUGCACGCCUCCCUCGCUGCCGCCUCCGCCGCCGCGCACUCCCCCGACCCGCAACAACCACGCGCGACGCUCGCCUCCGACCCCGCGCACCCCCUCCUCCCUCCCACGCUCGCCUCCUCCCUCGGGCUCGAAGACGAAGACGGCGGCGCGGCGAGCCCGUCCUACCACGCGCUGCUCGUCUCGCACCACCUCCGCUCGCCGCACAAGCGGCGCGCGCUCGCGCAGUGGGCGCACGCCGGCGCCCUCCGCGGGUUCGCCAAGGUGGGGCACCCGGGCGUGAUCUACUGCGCGGGCGCGCGCGGCGCGGUCGAGGACUUUGUCGGCCGCGUGCGCGCGAUGCAGUGGCUCGCGCUCCGCUUGCGGUUCGUCGAGCCCGAGCCCGAGCUAGCACGGCCUGGCUCCGGAGGCGCUGAGGCGACACACGGUGAGUGGAAGGAGUUCGAGAAGGUGGGCGAGGUCGUGGAGGAGAUGCGGAGGCUCGGGCGGGAGAAGUACGUUGUCGAAAUGGGGAUUGGGAGUGCGGGGAACGGGGCAUCGACGAAAUAG
Molecule: messenger RNA, 987 nt
Organism: Epithele typhae
Lineage: Eukaryota; Fungi; Basidiomycota; Agaricomycetes; Polyporales; Epitheliaceae
Exons: 2
Coding region: 1-987 (328 amino acids)
Source: RefSeq, a predicted model, not a curated record